AUGAAGUUCACGACUGCCGCCGCCGCUCUUCUGCCCCUGGCCUCGGCCUCGGUCUCGGCAACCGGCAUGAACGCCCGCCAAGCCACCGACAUGAAGUUCGAGAUCAGCGAUUUCUCGGCAGCCUGCACGUCCGAACGCGGCUACUUAACCAACUCAGCAUGGCCACCAGCAAGAACCCCGGACUUCCAAGUGAGCUGCGACGCACUGAGCUGGAGCGGUGACGGCAAGCUGCCUGCCGUCGGCCAGACCCAGUUUGGAUCGUACACCGUCUCGGUCGCCCAGCUCGACGAUGGCGGAUUGGCUCUGACGGUGAAGUCGGUCAAGGAAGCGGUGGCGGGGACCUAUACUGUGUCCAAGGACGACCUGAAGGCCACGACGUCGGGCGAAAGCGCGGUGCAAUCAUACGCGGGCGUCUCCGACUUCACUAUCGAUGUUGACUCAGCUUCGUCUUCGGCCUGGACUUCUUCGGUCUCGGGCAUUACUGCUACGGCUGAUACUCCCGUUGCCUAA
Messenger RNA from Anthostomella pinea, 510 nucleotides. NCBI's taxonomy places the organism in Eukaryota, Fungi, Ascomycota, Sordariomycetes, Xylariales, Xylariaceae. The record is from the annotation of a GenBank genome assembly.